AUGACCGCCUCGACUUGCGUGCUCGUGGAGACCGGGGACGAGGAUCCGCUCGUCUCCGUCGCGACGCUCGUGGACGGCCUCGUCGGGGACGCCUCGGGCAAGAUCGCGAAGGAGUGCGCCGCCCUCCUCGAGGCCGGGAAGUUCGUCGACGCGGUCGGCAAGAUCAUGGCGCACGGCGCGAAGCUCUUCGCGGACGCGUCCGAGAAAGACCUCGAGGCCUCGGUCCUGAUCGUCGGCGGGCUCGCGCAGAGGCUCCCCGCCGCGGACGCCGCCGCGUGCGUAGACGCGCUCGUGCAGGCUGCGCUCGCGAGCACCGAGCGCGGUCCCGCGCGCGCGAACGCGCUGUUCUCGCUGUACAACAUGACCACGGACCUCACCGCGCGACUCGCGAUCUUGAACAAGAUCCUCGCGUACGUCCGCAGCGCGAAGCUCGGGACGCUCGUCGCGCCGCUCGCGAGGCACGUGGAGGACAACUACGCGUCUUGGAAUCUCGACCCCGCGGCGACGCGCGCGAUGCUCCAGAGCAUCUUCUCCAUGCUCGCGGAGACGUCCGUGACGACGGACGUGAACGACGCCGCGUCCGCGCGCGUCCUCGAUCUCCAGCUCAAGUACCUCGCGACGUACAAGCCCGGGGAGAAGCUCGACGCAACCGCGGAGGACGUCGCGAAGGCGACGGUCGUGUCGUUCGUGCGUUCCAACGACAUGCUGUUCAAGUGCGACCUUCUGGGGUACCCCGCGAUCAAGGCUCUGAAGGACACCAAGUCCGCGAACGUCCUCGGGUUGCUCGAGACGAUGCUCACCGGCGACGGCAUGGGCGCGUUCGCGGCGUUCGCCAAGUCAAACGGCGACGUGUUCAAAACCCUAUCGGUGGACGAGGCGGAGUGCGCGGGGAAGAUGAAGGUGCUCGCGCUGUGCGCGCUCGCGGAGAGCGCGACGGCGGCGUCGUCGUCUGGGGAGGUGACGUACGCGCAGGUCGCGGCCGCGCUGCAGUGCGCGGACGGCGAAGUCGAGGGGUGGAUCGUUCGCGCGAUCGGCGCGAGGCUGAUCGAGGCGAAGAUGGAUCAGCUGAGGGGCGUCGCCGUCGUGACGCGCGUGACGCACAGAGUGUUCGGCAAGGAGCAGUGGGCGAACCUUCGGGCGCGGCUCGACGUGUGGCGGGAGAACCUGGCGGGCGCGGCGGGCGAGGUGUCUAAGGCUUUAGACGCCGGAGCGGAGGCCUUGGUCGCGCACUGA
Micromonas pusilla CCMP1545 is the source of this 1233-nucleotide messenger RNA. RefSeq lists its product as uncharacterized. The coding region runs from base 1 to 1233 and encodes 410 amino acids. Gene Ontology annotation, cellular component: eukaryotic translation initiation factor 3 complex. The transcript has a single exon. NCBI's taxonomy places the organism in Eukaryota, Viridiplantae, Chlorophyta, Mamiellophyceae, Mamiellales, Mamiellaceae. Gene Ontology annotation, biological process: cytoplasmic translational initiation. The record is from RefSeq and is a predicted model, not a curated record.